Molecule: messenger RNA, 4232 nt
Organism: Nymphaea colorata (pocket water lily)
Lineage: Eukaryota; Viridiplantae; Streptophyta; Magnoliopsida; Nymphaeales; Nymphaeaceae
Product: lysine-specific demethylase JMJ18-like
Exons: 14
Coding region: 418-4050 (1210 amino acids)
Biological process (GO): chromatin remodeling
Cellular component (GO): nucleus
Molecular function (GO): histone H3K4me/H3K4me2/H3K4me3 demethylase activity
Source: RefSeq, a predicted model, not a curated record
AGUUAGGCCUGCGUUUGAAAUUGGAUGAUCCGCAGAAAGGUAGGUCUUUAGCCGGUGAGCCCAUGGUUUUGGGGCACCCUGUAACCUAACCAUACACCGCCACGUCGUCAAAACCAUCAUCUCUCCCUGGUAAUCGACAAUUGGAAACAACAGUGGGGAGCAUUGGAGCGUCAGGGCGCAGGGAAAGUGUCGUUUGGUUUCCAGAGAGAUUUCGAGGUCCCUGCUUGCAUGUCAUUAAACGAAGCUGGACAAACGUGUUCCAUCACCUGAUCUCAAUUGAUCAAGGUGAACAUUUUGCUUUGUCAAGAUUGCACAGGUCCUCACAUUCGUCCAGCAGGAACCAAGAGGCGUUUUUGUCCAGAUGGUUUCUCGUCACAUACAUCAUUCACUUUGAAAAAAAAUCUAUCUCUUGUUGAAAUGGAUAUGUUCUCACUUUCAAGUGCACCUCUUGGAGAGAAGGCAGGCUUGGAUACUAAAUGUAGUGAGGAUGUCAAGGUUGCAAGGUCUCUUAGGCGUAGACCUUGGAUAAAUUAUGCAAUGUUUGAUGUGAGUUCAGAAGAGGAAUCUCAGAAGAAACCAACCAAGCUGAAACAGUUGUCACUGACUCCUUUAAAAAAAGGAGUUAUUCGUGGGUGUCCAAAUUGUAACAACUGCCAAAAGGUAAUAGCCAGAUGGGAUCCAGAAAAUGCACGCAGACAGGUCAUCAGUGAAGCUCCUGUAUUCUACCCAAAUGAAGAGGAAUUUAAGGACCCUCUGAAGUACAUUGCAAGUAUAAGACAGACGGCAGAAUCAUAUGGAAUUUGCCGAAUUGUUCCUCCUCCUUUUUGGAAGCCACCAUGCAUUCUUAAGCAAAAGCAUAUAUGGGAAAAUGCCAAGUUUGCUACACGAAUUCAACAGCUUGACAAACUUCAAAAUCGAAAACCUAUGAAAAAAAGAUCCAGAAACAUUGGUCAUAUUAAGAAAAGAAAGAAAAGAUGCCUGAAAAUGGGAAUAUCCUGCAGUCCUAGUGAUACAAGCAGUGCAGAUAUACAUGAGAGCUUCGAUGAGAGUGAGAUUUUUGGUUUUUUACCUGGUCCAGAGUUCACUUUAGAGUCUUUUCAGAAGUAUGCAGAUGAUUUUAUUGGACAGUACUUUGGCAUGAAUGAUACAAUCCCAAUGUCAAGCUUGAGCAACAGUGAGGAUAAACAUGGAAAAGGACCAUCUGUGGAUGACAUUGAGGGUGAAUACUGGCGGAUGGUUGAGAACCCAACUGAAGAGAUUGAGGUACUUUAUGGGGCUGAUUUGGAAACUGGAACAUUUAGCAGUGGAUUUCCUAAGGGAUCCACUGAUUAUGGGGACAGUGAGCCAGAUGUGUAUGUGAAAUCAGGUUGGAACUUAAAUAACUUACCAAGGCUGGCAGGAUCUCUGCUUUCCUUCGAGCAGACUGAUAUUUCUGGUGUUCUAGUGCCAUGGCUUUAUAUAGGGAUGUGCUUUUCAUCGUUUUGCUGGCAUGUUGAAGAUCAUCAUCUUUAUUCAUUGAACUACAUGCAUAUGGGUGCUCCAAAAUUAUGGUAUAGCGUCCCAGGAAAUCAUGCUUUGAAAUUGGAGGCGGCCAUGAAGAAGCAUCUGCCUGGUUUAUUUAAAGAACAGCCUGACUUGCUUCAUAAGCUUGUUACCCAAUUUUCUCCAAUGAUAUUGAAGUUGGAAGGCGUACCUGUUUAUCGUUGUGUUCAACAGUCUGGAGAGUUUGUUCUCACUUUCCCUCGAGCAUAUCAUUCUGGUUUUAACUGUGGAUUUAAUUGUGCUGAGGCAGUCAAUGUUGCUCCCAUUGACUGGUUGCCACAUGGACAGAGCGCUGUGGAACUUUAUUGUCAGCAAUUUCGUAAAACUUCUUUGUCUCAUGACAAGUUAUUACUGGGGGCAGCACGAGAAGCUGUUAGAGCACUUUGGGAGCUUCAUAUUCUGGGAAGAGACACUCCCCACAACUUACAAUGGUCAGCUGUUUGUGGAAAGGAUGCCAUUUUGACAAUGGCAUUAAAGACCCGCAUUGACUUAGAGCACAGAAGAAGGAAGUUCUUCUGCAGCCCUUCGCAGGUGAGGAAAAUGGACGUGAGCUUUGAUGCUACCAAUGAGAGGGAGUGUGUCAUAUGCUUUUAUGAUUUGCAUCUCUCUGCAGUUGGUUGUGAAUGUUCUCCAGAAACAUUUGCAUGCUUAGACCAUGCAAAACAACUUUGUUCUUGUGAUUGGAGUACAAGAUUUUUCCUCUUUCGCUAUGAAUUAAGUGAACUCAACCUAUGCAUGGAAGCAUUGGGAGGGAAAUUGAAUGCCAUACACAGAUGGGCAAAUUUAGAUCUCAGGCUCUCUUUGAGUUCCUAUGUCAAAAAGGAAGAGAAGUUUCAAGGAUCAGAGAAAACCUGUGCCUUGCUUUGCAAGCCCUCCUUGAGAGAGAUGGAACUGAAAAAACAUAUGCCACUGGAUGAUGCGUCAGUGCAGGGUCCUGCUAGUGUUUCUGUCCUGCGGAUAGAAACAAACAAGCUUCUAAUGCAGCCAGCCUGUCUUGGUACAACAGAAGUUAAAGAUCGUAGGACACCGAACAAGGUAGAGGAAUUAACUUUCAAAAGGGAAACUUUUGUAUUUGAAGAGGACAAAGCAAGAAUCUAUGACAUGACUGAACUUGGUAAAGUCAUCUCUGACGAUGGCCAAGUUUUUGCUGCUACUGAAGUUCAAGCACCAUGUAACGACUUCAAGCCAAUAAUGCAAAACGUGCAUGGUAAUGAUGGGCCUUCAGUCUCAAAGUCAAUAACAGAAUCGUUCUCUGUUUUCCAGUCUCGAUCAGAGGACACACCCUGUGCUCAGUUCCCUGAAAGCUCCUCUAUUCUCUUGCAGCAAAGCAUAUUUUCACCAGCAGCUAAUAACACUACAUUGAAAAUUUUGGAGAAGGAAAAUUCUAGACCAGCCACGUUCCAUGGAGGUACUAUUUGCCUGAAUGAUGAUGGUGAUGAUGAUGAUAGUGAUCAAAUGGAAAAAGGACAUAACUUACAGGUUGGGGUGGAAGUGGAAGGGCCCACCACACACCUUGCAAAUAGUGGUGGCAGUCGGAACUGCAUUCAUCAUUUGCUCUCUGAUCCUCACAGAGUUCCUAGCAAUCUGAAGAAAGAUGAACUACCUUUAUCUGAUUCCAGCUCCACAAUAAUGGAACAUGAUUCCUGCAUGCAGUUCAUAGUUUCAUCAACUGAGUCUAGUGUUAAACCAAAUUUGGGUCGCAACUGCGAAAGUGGUCCCCAGAUUGCAAAGGUUGUAAGAAACUUAAACUGUGAAGUAGAGCCACUAGACUUUGGACUUGUGGUCCCUGGAAAAGCAUGGUGCAACAAGUAUGCAAUUUUUCCUAAAGGAUUCAGAAGUCGGGUUAGGUACUUAAGUGUUAUUGAUCCAACACAAGGGUCUCACUAUAUCUCCGAAAUUCUUGAUGUGGGAAUCUCUGUACCAUUCUUCAGGGUUACACUGGAGGAUUGUCCCUCUGAAGUUUUCAUGUGUGUUUCUGCCAUUAAUUGUUGGGACAUGGUCCGUGACAAAGUAAAUCAGAAGAUUGUGAGCCAGCAUAGGCAAGGGAAACUAAAUCUACCUCCUCUGCAUCCACCGGGAUCAAUCGAUGGAUUUGACAUGUUUGGAUUUUCAACACCAUUUAUUGUUCAGCAGAAAAUAGAGGCUCUUGAUCCCAAUCAUUUAUGUCUGGAAUACUGGAACUGUCAACCCACCAAACAGAAGCCAGUAAAAGUGCCUCCAGGAAGUUCAACUAAGGACAACCAAGGCAGCACUAAGGUGGUGCCCAGAGAGGGUCCAAUCAUAAAGAAUAGCUUGGAAGCGGUAGAAUGCAUCCUCAAGGGUAUAUUCAAGAAGGCAAACCGUGAAGAACUCCGUGCUCUUCAAGAGGCACUGAGCAAUGAAAAUGCAUGUCUAAACAAGGACAUAGUCAUCAAGUUUCUCAAAGAAGAAAUUCAAGAGUCACAGAAUGGUAAAUUUGGUGACAUUCACCUUUGUCCACCUGAUGAAUAUUUGGAUAUGAAAAAGUAACCUACCUCUCUCUCUCCCCCCUGUAUAACCAUGAUUUGUGACCUGAGUCUUGAGUUUUUUUAGAUGUAGCACAUGUAACUCUUCAUAAGCGGCAAUUGACGUGACCCAAAUGUACAGAACUACAAGCACUGAGAAAAUUUGAGAAAAAUCAAUGGAAUUCAUUGUUAGCAUGCAUCGUCAAA